GGUAUCCAUUUUGAAGAGGCGCUGAUGGUCUUGGGAUGUCGACGCCAGGGAUACACGUGACGCGCUCGGACCAGGUGAGCGUCUUCCAGGCAAUUAACUAGUAGUUAAUCACUCCAAGCUUUCUGCUCCGCCAGGAUUUCGAAGUGGCACCAUAACUCGCUUCCUUGCGAGUUGAGCUUGAAUCUGUCAGCAAAUAGAAAGUUGCAAUGCACAUGUGAUGUCCAUUGACGUUAACUGGGAGAGAGCCACUUCUGGUCCUGAUGGUGAGGCGCUUGCGGAGCGCAUCCGCUCCUUCAUCCAUGACAAGUUCCAGCAAGUGGCUCUUCCUCGAUUCAUCCGCUCAGUCCAGGUCCACUCCUUUGACUUUGGCACUGUAGCUCCAGAACUUGAGAUCAAGGACUUUUGUGACCCGUUUAGCGAUUUCUACGAGGAAGACGAGGAUGGAGAGAUAUCAGACGAGGAGGAGCUCUCCCCGGAACAAUGGCAUGGCGGCCCCCCAGACCUUCACGAACGCAGCUUUGCAGACGAGACGAGGACGAAUCAGCAAUAUCGGCUUGGUGCAGACAAUGAACCGCAUCCUCAUGUCCGCUCUCCUUUUGGGGAGCAUCUAAACCCUCCAUUUCUUCAGCGAUCCGGCACCCCCGUCAUACCAGGAGGGACGUCAAACUUGGGCUACCAUUUGAUGCUUGGUGGUCUUUCUGGCACACAGACUCCGCUUGCGGCAGUAGCAGGUGGUUCUCCAUUUGCCAAUGCCUGGUCAGAUCCUUCGAGAGAUCGAACUGCCUCCCGUCUGAAUAGACCACAGGGGACCGCCGAGGCACAGAGAAUCUCCGAAGGCGAUGUUGAUACUGGCUCACCGUCUCGCCCAUCUACUGCAAACACAGUCCCUUCUCGACCUUCUGUACCUCACAGCGGUGGCAGUUCCUCCAACAAUACUAGCGGCGACCCUGCAAUCUCCAAUGGCAGUGACCACCACCCUGCAUCUCUCCGCCCUCACCCCCAGGAUGAAGAGCACCUGGACCCGUCUGAUACCCACCUUCAUCCCCUGCCGCCACGCAUGCGGGAGCGCCGUCCGGAGGAUUUUCAGGUUAUCUGCCGCGUCAAAUAUGCAGGGGACAUAAAGCUGUGCCUGACAGCGGAGAUCCUCCUGGAUUACCCAAUGCCUAGUUUUGUCGGCUUACCACUCAAACUGAACAUCACCGGCGUCACCUUCGAUGGGGUUGCUGUUGUCGCCUACAUACGGAAGAGAACUCAUUUCUGUUUCCUCUCUCCGGAAGAUGCGGAUGCUCUAAUCGGGGCGGAACAAGAAAAGGAGUCUAAUGACGGACGACCACGUUCGAGUGGCGGCGGGGCUUCAUCAGGACGCCGUGUCGGUGGCUUGCUACAAGAGAUUCGAGUCGACAGCGAAAUUGGCCGCAAGGAAGAUGGGAAACAAGUCCUGAAGAAUGUAGGCAAGGUCGAGCGGUUCGUACUCGAACAAGUCCGCCGUAUCUUCGAGGAGGAAUUCGUCUUCCCGAGCUUUUGGACUUUCUUGAUCUGACCUCGUCCUCGAGACGACACGUGAUUGAUUGUAUACUAACGUUGACGCGUUUACGAAGUAAUGUGCAAUGUAUGCUUGUAGAUAUAUAACAAACAACAUAGUGAGAAGAAUGAUGGUGCGAAGAAUAUUGCGGUUUACAGGAUUGUCCUUACCGAAGCGACCGAGUGUACA
This is a messenger RNA of Paecilomyces variotii, 1711 nucleotides long. Its product is annotated as mitochondrial distribution and morphology protein 12. Gene Ontology annotation, biological process: phospholipid transport; mitochondrion organization. NCBI's taxonomy places the organism in Eukaryota, Fungi, Ascomycota, Eurotiomycetes, Eurotiales, Thermoascaceae. Gene Ontology annotation, cellular component: ERMES complex. The record is from RefSeq and is a predicted model, not a curated record. Bases 218 to 1540 code for a protein of 440 amino acids. Gene Ontology annotation, molecular function: lipid binding. The transcript has a single exon.